UCUUCACCCACCCCGCCCUGCCCCGACCCUUCAGCCCCCAGGUCUCUGUCCCCCCCAGUGCCCCCUGCACCCACCCCCUGCCCCUCCAGUGCCCCCAUCACCUGCUGCCCCCCAGCUCCCUUCACCCACCCCCUGCCCUGCCCCGACCCUUCACCCCCAGGGCUCUGUCCCCCCCAGUGCCCCCUGCACCCACCCCCUGCCCCUCCAGUGCCCCCAUCACCUGCUGCCCCCCAGCCCCCUUCACCCACCCCCUGCCCUGCCCCGACCCUUCAGCCCCCAGGUCUCUGUCCCCCCCAGUGCCCCCUGCACCCACCCCCUGCCCCUCCAGUGCCCCAUCACCUGCUGCCCCCCCAGCUCCCUUCACCCACCCCCUGCCCUGCCCCGACCCUUCACCCCCAGGGCUCUGUCCCCCCUAGUGCCCCUGCCCCAGCCCCUGCCCCUCCAGUGCCCCCAUCACCUGCUGCCCCCCAGCUCCCUUCACCCACCCCGCCCUGCCCCGACCCUUCACCCCCCAGGUCUCUGUCCCCCCCAGAGCUGCACCAGUUGGGACCACAGCAGAUGGUUCUCGGUUUGGAGUUGUGCAACCUGCUCCUGGAGAUCCAGUACUCCAUGGGGUCCAGUGGGCAAUGGUAG
This is a messenger RNA of Gopherus evgoodei (Goodes thornscrub tortoise), 633 nucleotides long. Its product is annotated as vegetative cell wall protein gp1-like. Lineage: Eukaryota; Metazoa; Chordata; Testudines; Testudinidae. The transcript is spliced from 2 exons. The annotation marks the transcript as partial. The record is from RefSeq and is a predicted model, not a curated record.